CGCCCCUAGAGCCGGCUGCGCAGGGCGCAGCUUCCCGCCGCCCGAGCGGGCCAGCCCGCUGCGUGCGUGCGUGUGUACGCCUCUGCGUGCGUGCGUCCGUGCGUGCGUGCGUGCCGUCAGCUCGCCGGGCACCGCGGCCUCGCCCUCGCCCUCCGCCCCUGCGCCUGCACCGCGUAGGCUGACCCCCCCGCUCCGCGCGCGCACCCUGUUGGCGACCCCUCCCGUGCCCCGACUGGCCCCCGCCUUUUUGUAAAACUAAAAGCGGGCGCAGCAUUAACGCUUCCCUCCCCGGUGACCUCUCAGAGGUCUCCCCGCCAAAGGUGCUCCGCCGCUGAGGAACAUGGCGAAGGUGGAGCAGGUCCUGAGCCUCGAGCCGCAGCACGAGCUCAAAUUCCGAGGUCCCUUUACCGAUGUUGUCACCACCAACCUAAAGCUUGGCAACCCGACAGACCGAAAUGUGUGUUUUAAGGUGAAGACCACAGCACCACGUAGGUAUUGUGUGAGGCCCAACAGCGGGAUCAUCGAUGCAGGGGCCUCAAUUAAUGUUUCUGUGAUGUUACAGCCUUUCGAUUAUGAUCCCAAUGAGAAAAGUAAACACAAGUUUAUGGUUCAGUCUAUGUUUGCUCCAACUGACACUUCAGAUAUGGAAGCAGUAUGGAAGGAGGCAAAACCGGAAGACCUUAUGGAUUCAAAACUUAGAUGUGUGUUUGAAUUGCCAGCAGAGAAUGAUAAACCACUUGAUGUAGAAAUAAAUAAAAUUAUAUCCACAACUGCAUCAAAGACAGAAACACCAACAGUGUCUAAGUCUCUGAGUUCUUUGGAUGACGCCGAAGUUAAGAAGGUUAUGGAAGAAUGUAAGAGGCUGCAAGGUGAAGUUCAGAGGCUACGGGAGGAGAACAAGCAGUUCAAGGAAGAAGAUGGACUGCGGAUGAGGAAGACAGUGCAGAGCAACAGCCCCAUUUCCGUGUUAACCCCAAUUGGGAAGGAAGAAGGCCUUAGCACCCGGCUCUUGGCUCUGGUGGUUUUAUUCUUUAUCGUUGGUGUAAUUAUUGGGAAGAUUGCCUUGUAGAGGUAGCAUGCACAGGAUGGUAAAUUGGAUUGAUGGAUCCACCAUAUCAUGGGAUUUAAAUUUAUCAUAACCAUGUGUAAAAAGAAAUUAAUGUAUGAUGACAUCUCACAGGUCUUGCCUUUAAAUUACCCCACCCUGCACACACAUACACAAAUACACGCACACAAAUAUAAUAUAACGAUCUUUUAGAAAGUUAAAAAUGUAUAGUAAAUGAUUGGGGGGGAAGAAUGAUCUUUAUUAAUGACGAGGGAAACCAUGAGUAAUGCCACAAUGGCAUAGUGUAAACGUCAUCUUAAACAUUGGUAGGCCUUGGUACAUGAUGCUGGAUUACCUCUCUUAAAACAAGACACUCUUCCUCGCCUGUCGGUGCUGGCCCGUGGAGAGCUGGAGCCCAGCGUGGUGGGGAGUGCGGUCAGCUCCACACAGUAGUCCCCACGUGGCCCACUCCUGCCCCAGGCUGCUUUCCGUGUCUUCAGUUCUGUCCAAGCCAUCAGCUCCUUGGGACUGAUGAACAGAGUCAGAAGCCCAAAGGAAUUGCACUGUGGCAGCAUCAGACGUACCCAUCAUGAGUGAGAGGCGUGUGUUGACUGAUUGACCCAAUGCUUUGGAAAUAAAUGGCAAUGCUUUGUUCUCUUAAAGGGACCAAGCUAAAUUUUUAUUGGUUCAUGUAGUGAAGUUGUACUGUUAUUCCGAGAUGUUUAAUGCAUACUUAACUUAUUUAAUGUAUUUCAUCUCAUGUUUUCUUAUUGUCACAAGAGUACAGUUAAUGCUGCGUGCUGCCAAACUCUGGUGGGUGAACUGGUAUUGCUGCUGGAGGACUGUGGGCUCCUCUGUCUCUGGAGAGCCUGGUCAUGUGGAGGUGGGGUUUAUUGGAAUGUUGGAGAAGAGCUGCCAGGAAGUGUUUUUCUGGGUCAGUAAAUAACAACUGUCAUUGGGAGGGAAAUUCUCAGUAGUGACAGUCAACUCUAGGUUACCUUUUUAAAUGAAGAGUACUCAAGUCUUCUAGAUUGUUUUUAUACCACCUCUCAAUCGUUACUUAUACUUCCAGCACCCAGGUCCAAGUCUGAUCCUGACCUCCCCUUGGGGUCCUAGCUUCGAGUCAGGGCGAAUGGAUCAGGCUGCAGAGAGUUAGAAGCGAGUGCACCAGCAGUUGGGGGUGGGAGCAGUGGGAGAGAGACUCUUCAGCGAAUCCAUCUAGUACCUAGUUGGGAGUUUGACUGUGAAUUAAUUUUAUGCCAUAAAAGACCAAUCCAGUUCUGUUUGACUAUGUAGUAUCUUGAAAACAAAAAUUAUAAUAAAGCCCCAAAAUUAAGAGUUCUUUUGUCAUUUUGUCAAAUUUGCUGUGUGAGGGGAAUUAUGUUAUUGUUUUUAUUAUUUUGCCAUUGGAAGGUUGAUUUUAAAAUGAGCCCUUUCACUGAGAAAUACUUAUUUAAUGAUUUAACUAUACACGUGUGUGUGUGUGUGUGUGUGUGUAUUUUUUGUUUGUUUUCAACUGACAGUAUGAAAAAAUAAAACUGCUGAAUAUCUAAGCACCUGGUCACCCUUGGCCUUCCAUUGCUUUGGCCUUCAGUAAAAAGUCUCUCUGCUAGGUCAGGGAACCAUGCCAUUGAAACUAGUGACAGGCAUGCUGGGUACAGUCCCACUGUGUGCACAGGCUUGAGAGGACAGGUUCAUCAGAAUGAAGGCAGUCCUUAGAAGUCACAUACAUCGAGUCACAUUGCUCCUAAGCCUGGCUCUGUCAAGUUGGGUCAUGGCUCUUGAAACUGGUGAAGUGGAAGUCCACCUGGUCUGAGUAAGUAACUUCCUGUCUUCAUGAAAAAAGUUCACUUUAAAUCCCAGGUACUCACAGAAGUGGUGAGCAGACCUAGUUCUUACCCAGUCACCAUGGAUUGCGUUGAGUAUGCAGACAGGAGGCCACCCCAAUAUGAAUUCAUCUCCAGCAUUUUUCCCACGUGGACCCCCAUGGGAGUGAAAAGACCGAGCUGUAAGACACACCUUCUGCCACCUAAUUUUCCACAGGGGACUGACAUUUGCUAAUUGGAGGUGCUGCAGCCGGUUAAGUGUUUCUGUAACUUCCAGGCCCUCAUGUCCUUGACAGGAGAGUGCUUAGAUGGCCCCCAACAGUGCCUAGGUGUGCAGUACAGCCGCAUUACACUAGAGCAGGGCUCUAUUUAUUUUUAAAGGAUAUGGCCGUGUGUUCUGAUAAAACCUUAUUCACAAAACAGCCAGGUCACAGGAUUUGGCCUGAGUCUGUGACAGUUCUUGAAAUGAAUUAUCUGGGCAACUACUCUGCUUUAGACCUUUGAACAUGAUUUAAGAGUUUUGUGUACAUCUAGGAGAAGCUGUUCAGCUUCUCAGAGGAUGUGGGUAUUUUGGUUGCAGCUAAUCAUCCUCUGAAGUCUCUCUCCUUCUAGAGGUUAGGAUGUGGUGAAUGUUUGUGGGGCUUUUGACUGAAUGGCAGAAGGAAACUCCUGGGAAAGAGAAGCAGGUGAGUAGUGGGAAGGUUGGUUAUUUCUCAGUCAUCCUGGCAGCCAAAAAUGUGCCAGGAAAAGAAAGAAUGUGGAGCAGGUGCGGCUCUGGAGAACUUGGGGAUGCAUGCAUAUUUAGGGUGUCUUUCCUAGAAUUACAUAAUGAAAAAAAGAGAGGAAGGCAAAGAGAAGGUUAAUACGGGGCCUGUCACAAAAGCCUUCCCUGCCCCACGAGGUUAAGAGUCAGAUAAUCAGGAUGAAACAUGGAAAGAGCGAGGCUGGGUAAGGUGCCACCGGGCAGUGUGCAUGGGGGAGCUGCAGCCAGCCUGCCCUCCACUCUGCUCCCGCAGUUACGGGCUCCACGGCACCUCAGAGAGGAUGGCCCUGGCUUCAGAAAUUCCAGCCAUAGUGCUCACAAAUACAGAAGAGACGGAAGCAGUGACAGAAUCCUGAAAGUUUUUAUUGAUUGAAUUUUUAAAUUGAUAAUUUAAGCUUCCUUGGCAUGAUACAAAAUACCUCUUAAAGGCAGCAGGCUGUAUUAUUUGUAGGUGUGAGGAACUGGCUUGAAUGUUUUUCUCCUCCUAGUUUGCAUGUUUUCCCUCUCUAGUCUUCUAAACUGCUGGCACCGGCAGUAAUACAUACUGAUAAAAUCAAAAUUGAUUUUUACCAGUGGACAGUUCAUGCCUAGAGAGAUGGCUUAUACCUCCAUAACACAGAAGGGGGAAAAAUGAAGAACCUCUAGUGAUCCGUGAAAACCUAAACGCUUUCAAACAAAUCCCAGGAACAGAAUUGCUAUCAAAAGAUAUCAGUGCCCAGCUUGCGGGCUGUGUUGAGUCAGAUAGAACUGGAUGUAGUGAGAGCUCAGAGCUGAAGAGCCUUUCAAAUUAAUUUGAAAACAGGCUGUGUGUGUGCAAGUGAGCAUGUGCAAGUGAGUGUGUGCAUGCAUGUGUGCAUGUGUAGCAUAUGUGCCGUAUGUCAGUAGCUUGACAGUUUUCCAAUCUUGCCUAUACUUUUUGCACACACAAAUUUUUGUAUUUGCAAUCCAGAAUCCAUGCCAAAAUACAAUGCCAUUUGUUAUUUUCAGCUCCUUCUCUAAAGGACUGGUCCAUUUCUUGUUGUAGUUUGAAAAUAUGUAUAUCCAGAGAUAGCGGUCUUGGGCUUCUAAGUGUCACUUUGAACACCUGGAUAACAUUUAACCUGAGACCAUCUCAGUGUAGAGGCAACUGCUUCCCCCUGCUGGAGAUGGCAUUUCGUUCAAGGGCCUCACAUCGUGGCUUCCCCUGCCCCUGCUCCUGCUGUCUGGCCAGAAGGAGAACUAAACUAAACUAUGGGAUGAAUCAAAAGUUACCACUCUGAGGAGACCUCUCUGAAUUAAGCUCGGGGCCAUGUUUGCUGUUGUUGAGUAGGAGUCUUCUCAGAGAUGAGCGGGAAUGGCAUUGUAUUUAGAAAGCCCCCUCCAGAGUACAGACGGGUGACUCUAGUUCAUGACACACAAAUCCCAUAAGGCCAACACAUUCUUUGGUAACAUCAAGAGCAGCUUUGAGAUCACGCGUGCCCUACGCAAAUUGGGUCCCUCAAGUUUCUGUGACCUGAUUGGAUUUGGAGAAAGCCUUCUCCGCACCACCUGCCUUCCUCAGAUCUGUUCUGAUAGGAACCUUUUCAAGAAAGUUACUGUUGUUUCCUUACCUGUAUAGAACAUUUCCAAUACAUUCGUUCAUUGAACUUAAUCCUUACAACUGUGACUUGGGGUGCGGGGGUUGAUGGCUCUGUUUUGCAUGUGAAGAAAUAAAGGCUCCAGGAGGUGAAAUUGGGCAACUUUUUAGAACUAAAUCAGUCACUGUAAGGCCUGCAUUGCAAAGACAGCAUUUCAGCUCUGAAAAUCUGCUCCAGGGAACUGAGUGGAUAAACCCUCCUGCCUUAGCUACUCUGCCCAUCUGUACAUCUUUUAUGUGCCUGCCUCCCUACUUUAUUCAGUUGUUUUCAAACUAAAGUAAGUAGAAUUAAGACUGUAGUUCAGUUUCUUUUUCUUUUGGAAACUCAACACACUCCAGACGGUGAAAAAAAGUGCAUUUUCCGUUUUCUCAUUGCCUGAAGAUCUCUGCCCAGUGCUCCUGGGGAGUGACUUUGGGGGCUUUAGAAAGAAUAUUACCAUUCUGACUCGGCAAGAAGAUGAUGGAAGCACUUUACUUGGAGGCUUUACAUAAUUUGUAAAUUAAAUGUGAAUGAGGGUAGUUCAUUAAAAUUGGUAUUACAGAAGCGGCCUGCUGAGGUUUGAAAACAGCUGAGCUGCUGAUGUCUCAGGCCUCUCCCUGAAUUAGCACUGCGUUUCUCCAGGAAAUCAGCCAAGGGAGCAGGUAAUAGGAGCCCUGAUAAGGAGCAUCAGCUGAGAGGCAAGCUUGGGAGGCUGUGGGAAUGGGUCUGCUGCCAGCUUCACAGACUUCCUCCAGCCUCUGAAUCCCAUUAGCCACAUACUUAGCACAUGAGGCUCAGCCACCAAGAACAUUAGCUGGGGUGCAGGAGCUGACCCAUACCUGUGCCGAGGGGCCCUGGCCUCCCUCCGUGCCAUGUUUUUAGCAAUAUCUAUGGCACUUAACAAUAGGGGCUUUGUUUUAAUUUAUCUUCAUUACAGAGGUAUUUUGAAAAAUUUAAAAGACAUGAACUCACAUAAGCAGUUAUGCAUAAUAGUUAAAAGGGAAACCGAUGGAGGUGGCGGAUGAGAGGUUGUCUUGAAUAUAAUUACUUGAGAUCUUUUUAAUGGAAUUAACUUAUUAGAAAAUGUCUGCAUCAAAUCUGUAGAAAAGGAAGAAAAAUGUAGCAACAAAAAUGUAGCCAUUAUCUAACUUGCCAUAAAUAUUUGCAAUUAUGAUACCUUGGAAUGUUGCCACGAUAUGGAUUGCUUUGAUUAAAAGAUGUCAGUUGAAUAAAACCGUACUGUGGGAGAAUCGCUUUGUGCUGCUAGAUAAAUGCUGAUGUUUAUUUUUAAACCAGGAAACAUUGAUCCUGUAACAAUGCCCUAUUACAAUUGCUUUAUUACACCACCGGGCUGAUGGAGAUGUAAUCAUUUGGCUAAUGGAUGUGGGUGCAGGAGGAUGCUUGCUUGCUGGCCUGCUCUCCCACUUGCAUUCUGAUGAGCCGCAGGAGCAUGUCCGGGCUUCUGCAGGUGCAGCUGCUGUCAGAGCUGCAUUUCUCUGAUACCCAAAGCCAUGUCUGACCGAAAUAAAACAGGUUACUUUUUGUUUUCCUUUGGAAAAUGCCAACUAAGGGAGACUAAUCAGAUAUCUUAACACAAUUUCAUCCAGGCUUAGUGCUAACAAGAUUGCGGGGCUUUUUAGAGUUUAAGAAGAUGAGAAAUUAGUGUGCAUGUUUCACACGUUGACUUGCUGGCUUUUCCAUGUCAUGCAAAAAAGCCCUGGCUGUUUCUCUGAACUGGCUGCCUGCAUUCCCGUCUUUCUUUUCUUUUUAAGAAAUAAACUGAAUUCAGCUGUUAAUCCUCUAGUGCAGCAUCCAUGUUAAAUUGUUUUUCCAUUUCAUCUUUUAUGUGAAUUCAAAGGUCAGAAUUUAUUGUCUGUAAUACUGAGACUACGCACACAAGAACUGCUUUUUGCUUUUUAUCAUUCACUCAACUCCUUACAAAUGUUUCAUAAGUACCCUUUCUGUAUUUGCUACUGUAUGAGGUGCUGAGAAAAUAGUCAAUGGGAGUGACUUUUUAUAUUUUUCCUUCGCCUAUAGCCUAAGUAAGGUGUUGCAGGCUUACACACUGAGAGAAAAAUGCAAAAUAUAUUUGGUUCUCAUUUCUGUUGCUGUCGUUUCUUUUUAAAAGACUAUAUAUAAACUGUCAUUUCGAACUUCCUAUAAGAAACUAAAAAUGAUCUAUUUCAGUGUUCCCUUCACCUUUUCUCUCCUUUUUGAGUGAAUAAAUGGUUUCAGUAAUC
Cebus imitator (Panamanian white-faced capuchin) is the source of this 7469-nucleotide messenger RNA. RefSeq names its product VAMP associated protein B and C (gene VAPB). NCBI's taxonomy places the organism in Eukaryota, Metazoa, Chordata, Mammalia, Primates, Cebidae. The record is from RefSeq and is a predicted model, not a curated record. Gene Ontology annotation, cellular component: endoplasmic reticulum membrane; plasma membrane. The transcript is spliced from 6 exons. Gene Ontology annotation, molecular function: FFAT motif binding. Gene Ontology annotation, biological process: endoplasmic reticulum membrane organization. Bases 341 to 1069 code for a protein of 242 amino acids.